ACCCGCCGGGAGCUGCCGAGAAGGGAGAGAUGGCUCCCGGGACACGUGUGAGCCCUCGGCGUUGCUGACGCCCCCAAUGUCGUCGAGCAGCCGGGGGCCGGGGGCCGGAGCGCGCCGACGCCGAACCCGCUGCCGCCGCUGCCGGGCCUGUGUGCGAACUGAGUGCGGGGACUGCCACUUCUGCCGAGAUAUGAAGAAGUUCGGGGGGCCCGGGCGCAUGAAGCAGUCGUGCCUGCUCCGGCAGUGCACUGCCCCUGUGCUCCCGCACACCGCUGUGUGCCUCCUGUGUGGGGAGGCUGGGAAGGAGGACACGGUGGAGGGAGAGGAGGAGAAAUUCGGUUUGAGCCUCAUGGAGUGUACAAUCUGCAAUGAGAUCGUCCACCCUGGCUGCCUGAAGAUGGGGAAGGCUGAGGGUGUCAUCAAUGCUGAGAUCCCCAACUGCUGGGAGUGCCCCCGCUGUACCCAGGAAGGCCGGACCAGCAAGGAUUCAGGAGAGGGCCCGGGCCGCCGGAGGGCCGACAAUGGCGAGGAGGGUGCCAGCCUGGGGAGUGGGUGGAAGCUGACGGAGGAGCCGCCGCUCCCACCCCCCCCACCCAGGCGCAAGGGCCCCCUGCCUGCCGGUCCCCCUCCGGAGGAGGUGCCUGGGCCCCCCAAGCGAAAGGAAAGGGAGGCAGGGAAUGAGCCCCCUACCCCAAGGAAAAAGGUGAAAGGAGGCCGAGAGAGGCACCUGAAGAAGGUGGGUGGCGAUGCCUGCCUCCUCCGAGGAUCGGACCCAGGCGGCCCCGGCCUCCUGCCCCCCAGGGUUCUGAACCCGAGCCAGGCUUUCUCGUCUUGCCACCCUGGGCUCCCUCCCGAGAACUGGGAGAAACCAAAGCCGCCUUUGGCCUCUGCGGAGGGCCCCGCGGUGCCGUCCCCGUCCCCGCAGAGGGAGAAGCUGGAGCGCUUCAAGCGGAUGUGCCAGCUGCUGGAGCGGGUGCCCGACACCUCCUCGUCCUCCUCGGACUCGGACUCCGACUCGGACUCCUCCGGCACCUCGCUGAGUGAGGACGAGGCUCCCGGCGAGGCCCGCAAUGGGCGCCGGCCGGCCCGGGGCAGCUCCGGCGAGAAGGAGAACCGUGGGGGGCGGCGGGCCGUGCGCCCGGGCAGCGGGGGCCCCCUGCUCAGCUGGCCCCUGGGCCCUGCGCCGCCACCCCGGCCCCCGCAGCUGGAGCGGCACGUGGUACGGCCACCCCCUCGGAGCCCCGAGCCCGACACACUACCUUUAGCUGCUGGAUCCGACCACCCCCUGCCUCGGGCCGCCUGGCUGCGUGUCUUCCAGCACCUGGGGCCCCGGGAGCUGUGCGUCUGCAUGCGCGUCUGUCGGACGUGGAGCCGCUGGUGCUAUGACAAGCGUCUAUGGCCUCGCAUGGACCUGAGCCGGCGAAAGUCGCUGACCCCGCCCAUGCUCAGUGGUGUUGUUCGGCGCCAACCCCGGGCCCUGGACCUCAGCUGGACAGGUGUCUCCAAGAAGCAGCUCAUGUGGCUCCUGAACCGACUGCAAGGCCUGCAGGAGCUGGUGCUCUCCGGCUGCUCCUGGCUCUCGGUGUCCGCCCUGGGCUCUGCCCCGCUGCCGGCCCUCAGGCUCCUGGACCUCCGCUGGAUCGAGGACGUCAAAGACUCCCAGCUCCGGGAGCUGCUGCUGCCUCCGCCCGACACCAAACCAGGCCAAACGGAGAGCCGGGGGCGGCUGCAGGGGGUAGCAGAGCUGCGCCUGGCAGGCCUGGAGCUGACCGACGCCUCCCUGCGGCUCCUGCUGCGCCACGCGCCCCAGCUGAGCGCCCUGGACCUGAGCCACUGCGCCCACGUCGGGGACCCCAGCGUCCACCUCCUCACAGCCCCCACCUCCCCGCUCCGCGAGACCCUCGUGCACCUCAAUCUCGCCGGUUGCCACCGCCUCACAGACCACUGCCUCCCGCUCUUCCGCCGCUGCCCACGCCUCCGCCGCCUCGACCUGCGCUCCUGCCGCCAACUCUCGCCAGAAGCUUGUGCCCGGCUGGCAGCUGCCGGGCCCCCAGGCCCCUUCCGCUGCCCAGAGGAAAAACUCCUUCUCAAGGACAGCUAGUGGGGCGCCCCCCUCGCCUUCCCCCGGGACUCAUCCAAAGCCUCUGGCUUUCAUUUCAGCCCUGCCAGGAGGCCAGGUUCCCCACCUCUGGUUCCAAGACUUGGGAUUCCUGCCCAGGGACUAGAGCCGGCCUCCACGCCCCCCUGCCCCCCCUGCACUGAUAUCUCUGGGGGUCUCUCCUACCCAUCCCCUCCCCCGUCCACCUACUUCAUUGUCCAUCCCCUGGGGGGAGUGGGUCAGAGGUACUGGGGGGUGCUGAGCCAA
This is a messenger RNA of Echinops telfairi (small Madagascar hedgehog), 2365 nucleotides long. It is a transcript of the gene FBXL19, whose product is annotated as F-box and leucine rich repeat protein 19. The record is from RefSeq and is a predicted model, not a curated record. Bases 77 to 2101 code for a protein of 674 amino acids. Gene Ontology annotation, molecular function: transcription coregulator activity; histone demethylase activity; protein binding. Gene Ontology annotation, biological process: protein demethylation; regulation of transcription by RNA polymerase II. Lineage: Eukaryota; Metazoa; Chordata; Mammalia; Afrosoricida; Tenrecidae. The transcript has 11 exons.